This is a messenger RNA of Athalia rosae (coleseed sawfly), 1514 nucleotides long. Its product is annotated as probable serine hydrolase. NCBI's taxonomy places the organism in Eukaryota, Metazoa, Arthropoda, Insecta, Hymenoptera, Athaliidae. Bases 343 to 1320 code for a protein of 325 amino acids. The transcript has 3 exons. The record is from RefSeq and is a predicted model, not a curated record.
GAGAACUGUGUCAAUAAUUUUAUGUCAAAGAUAAUAAAUGAAGACACGUCACGUAUUUCUCUUUUCUAAUAGAAAAGUGCUCCACCCUCUUCUGUUCUAAUUUAUAAAUAAAAUAAAGAUUUUAUUACUUUUUGUCAAAUGUUCAUCCACUGAGGAAUAAUCGAUAAUAUUUGCGUCGUCUGGUACACCUGUUGAUUAUGACAUAACUUUCGAAACAAUUUUUCGGAAAAACUUAUGGAAAUUUACCAUAAUUUGCCGAUAUCCACAUGACCUUGCUACAAUGACUAGUCCCAAGAUAACCUACAUACAUAGCAUUACGCUGCUAAAGAAUAAUAAGGAAAAAUGCUUUCCUGUACUAGACGUCUUGGAAAAAUUGCUCCAUUCUCAAGAGCUGUACAAAGUCUCUACAGGAAUCAAUCUACUUUAAAAUUGGACGUAGAUGAGUUUGAUAUUCCCAUGCCUUGGGGAAAGAUUGCUGCCAAAUGGUGGGGUCCCAAAGAUCGUCAGCCAAUCCUGGCACUUCACGGAUGGCAGGAUAAUGUGGCAACGUUUGAUACGAUGAUUCCACUUUUACCACCAAAUACAUCUGUACUUGCAAUAGAUUUACCUGGUCACGGAUACUCGACAUGGUUACCGCCGGGACAACCAUACUCCCUACUCGGUAGUGUGCUCCUUAUUCGGAGGAUAGUAAAAUGGUACAAAUGGCAACAAGUAAAACUUUUAGGACAUUCUAUGGGGGGUAUGAUGGUGUUUCUGUACGCUUCUUACUUUCCAAAAGAUAUUCAAUUUGGUAUUUCCAUCGACAUGAUAAGUCCACCUAUCACCGAAGCUAGUAAAAACUGCGAAAACAUUGCUUGGCAAAUUAACGAGAUUCUCAGAUUAGAGACUCGCAAAAGCCAACCACCUAAGUACAGUUAUAAAGAAUUAAUGCAGAAAUGGAUUAUAGGAACUGAUCAUUCUCUGGAUGAACCUGCUUGUGAAUUAUUGAUGGUACGAAGCGCCAAGGAGAUACAGGAAGGGCUUUUCAUAUUCACUAAAGACCCACGACUGAUAAAAUACAGUUCUCUUGACACGGGCUAUUCACUUCCAUACACCUUGACAUUGGCUGAACGGAUCAAAUGUCCGUACAGAAUUAUCAAAGCCAUUGAUUCACCAUGGUACCAAGACAAACAGCUCUCUAUUCAAACCGUCAAAGAAAUGGAGAAAAGUAGUGUAGAUUUUAAAUUCCAUUUGAUACCUGGAAAACAUCAUUUGCAUUUGACUCAUCCUGAGACAGCUGUUGAAAUAAUUAAUCCAUUUUUAGAAAAAUACAAUGUGUAGCGAAUAAGUAAGAAAAAUUAGUUAGGAUAGUUGGUAUAUUAUCACAUGUCAAUCGAUUUAGUCAAACUGGAGAUGAUAAUAAUUUAUUCUGGAUUGGUUUAGAUCAUUGAUUGACUAGCCAAAGCUAUUUAUUUGUUGGAAUAAUUAUCUUAAGAAAGUAUGUAACGUGAAAUAAAUUAUCACAGAUGAAUGAA